CCCCUUUUUUUAUUACUUUUUCUCCAUCAAAGACACUCAACUUUCUUGAAAUACUCCGAUUUUAUUUUUCUAUACUGAGAAAAAAACUCCGGUGCCGGAGAAGAAAUCGGCGGGCAAAGCUCCAUCGACGGUGUACAAUCUUGAAAAUAAAAAAGAAAAUCAAGAAAAUGGUUUGGGGCCUUUUUCCUAUUGAUCCUCUUCCAGGUGAAGAUAGUUACUAUUUCUUCAACAAAGGUACAUAUAAAGUGGGUCGAAAAGGAUGUGAUGUCAUUGUCAACAAGGAUAAAGGAGUUUCAAGGAUACAUGCAGAGAUUUUAGUAGAUGAGAUGAUUUCUUUGGAUCAGUCGUUGAAGAAACCCUCAAAUAUUCUGUUUAAAGUACGUGUAAGAGACUGCUCAAAGUAUGGCACAUUCCUCAACAAGAAUCUGGAUUCGAAGGAGAAAGUUCACGAGUUUCCAAAUAGAGAAACGAUGCUCAAGGAUGGCGAUCUAGUUUCAUUUGGAACUGGUAAUGCAACUUACAGAUUCUCUUAUCUGUCAUUCAUAUUUUUCAUUUGCUCCCCGAAGCAUUCAAAGACAAAUCAACUUAUUACAAAGAAGGUUUCAUCAAUAGGUGCAAGUAUAACUAAGAAGUGGAGUUUGGACUGCUCCCAUGUGCUUGUAGAUGACUCCUUUCCACUGAGUGAUGACCUGAUUGAUGCGAUUGUCGCUAGAAAACCCUUGGUUCAAUAUAGCUGGGUCGAGCUAAUUGCAGGAAAAAAUAUUUGCACCGAUAUUCCAAGCCACAGUUCUCAUGCACCAAAGUUGAUGUUGGAAGGAGUUUCCGUGAAAGUGGUAGAUCCUCAGUCUCGGGAGUGUUGUUUGAAAGGAUAUGCUUUUUUGCUGGAACCAGAAAACAAGUAUAAAUUUGAGGGCAGGUUGCAGUCCUUGCUGGAAGUUGGUGGUGCCAACAUUGCUUCUUCUGAAAAGGUCUCGGAGAAAAAUGGAAAUGACCGUGUGGUAUGUGUAGUUCCAGCAGGAUCAAACAACUUUAAGUCUUUUUCUAACCAAAGUUCCUUGCCAUGGGUGAGUGAAAUAGAUCUGGUUUCUGCGGUUCUAUCCGGAUAUCUUGAUCCUAUUCUUAUCACAUCCCCACCAGUGCUCGUUACCUCUUCAUGCUCCACAGAUGAGACAGUGGUUGCAGACUCAGAUGCCGAAACAGAAAGUACAAAAUCAGAUCACAUCGCUGCUGCUUUCUGUUCAAUAGAAUCUUCAGAGCAUGACAGCAAGGGAAUAACUUCUAUACACAAGUUAGAAUCUGUUGAAUAUCACAACGAAGAUAAGUGUACUGUUCAAAUAGUGAUGCCUAGGGAUAAGGUAUACACGAGGGACACAUCUCCCAGUUCAACAAAACAUAUUAAACACGAUGGAGGUCACAUACCACAUGAUGAUGCUACCAUCCAUGACCCUGAAGGUGGUUACAUCAGGCGCUUAGGCGUCAAAAGUGAUAAUACAGUGGUAAAAGAAGAUAUCACGGAUCAGCGGGAAAAUGGGAAGUUGGAUAUCAUAUAUAGCCAAGAUUUAAUUGUUAGAGAUUCUAUCAUGUCAUUACCAGUCUCUUCUUCAUCAAAUGGCGGAGUUACAAAUUUUAAGCGCUUCCGUAAGGCAAAUGCUCCAUCCCAGAAUAGCUUUGCAAUCUUCAUUCCAUUCUCCAAGCAUCCAUACCAAGAAUCUGAGUGUAAGAAUGAGGACGUUGCUGAAUCUAUUAAAGAAGAGAAAAAAAGAAAACAGAUGGAGGCAAUUGCCGAGGACCUGUUUAAGAGUGAAAAGGGAAAAAAAAGUGGUGUUGCUGGUUCCCUGCAUGGGUUGUUUGCUCGUAGAUAAUAUGUGUUUUAGGGUUAGUGAACUGAACUGAAGAGCUUGAUAGAGGAUCAUUGGAAUUGGCUUAACUGCAAUUUUACAUGCAUGAUGAUUAGCUGCCUACAAUGUGAGUUUCCAGAACUAGGAUCAGCCUACUUAUAUAGAAUAGAAGGUUUCUUUUUAGCCAAUGGUUCUUGAAGUUUAUCUGCCUACUGUUGCAAUAAAUAGUAGAAUUACAUAACCUAUGCUGUUUAUUCAUUAUGAGAUUGGCAAACCUGUUUUGACUUGCUUGGUAUUUGCGAGACAAAUUAAAAGCCAGGAGAGGUGACUUGAAGGGACAAAGUGUUGACCUGAUGCUCAAGCAUUUUUAAGCUGUUAUCUGAUGGUGGAAACAGAUUUAUUGGGUUUUGGUAACAAAAACAGCUGCAUUUUGGUGUUAUACUUGAUCCCUGAAAUCCUUAACA
Molecule: messenger RNA, 2302 nt
Organism: Solanum tuberosum (potato)
Lineage: Eukaryota; Viridiplantae; Streptophyta; Magnoliopsida; Solanales; Solanaceae
Product: nijmegen breakage syndrome 1 protein
Exons: 14
Coding region: 168-1862 (564 amino acids)
Biological process (GO): double-strand break repair via homologous recombination; mitotic G2 DNA damage checkpoint signaling
Cellular component (GO): Mre11 complex
Molecular function (GO): damaged DNA binding; protein binding
Source: RefSeq, a predicted model, not a curated record